This is a messenger RNA of Sorghum bicolor (sorghum), 1892 nucleotides long. Its product is annotated as probable WRKY transcription factor 34. The record is from RefSeq and is a predicted model, not a curated record. The transcript is spliced from 3 exons. NCBI's taxonomy places the organism in Eukaryota, Viridiplantae, Streptophyta, Magnoliopsida, Poales, Poaceae. Gene Ontology annotation, biological process: regulation of DNA-templated transcription. The coding region runs from base 249 to 1523 and encodes 424 amino acids. Gene Ontology annotation, molecular function: sequence-specific DNA binding; DNA-binding transcription factor activity.
CCAUCCAUCUCCUUCUCCUGAUCCUUUUCCCCGCACACACGAUCACACUCUACAAAGCUAGCUUCCUUGCUUACACACCUCUCCCUUUCCUCACCUUCUCUCUACUGCGGCCGCCGCCGCUAGCUGGAGCGAGAGACAGCACCCGCGCGCCGCUCAAGGUCGUCACCGGCAGCUGGAUCGGAGGCUUGAUCUGAGGAAGGAAGUAGCCAUAGCAGCAGCCGCUCCUGCGGGCCGAUCCAUCUCCAUCCAUGUCGGGCGCGAGGCAUGAGCACCACCUGUCCGGUGACUUCCAGUUCCACGACGAGCUGGCGUCGCUGUUCGCGCAUCAGCGGCCCGACGCGGCGCCGAUGGCGCAGCCGUGGUUCAUGGACUACCUGCACGCGACCGCGGCGGCGGCGUCGCCGCUGGACUGCGACGCCUUCGUGGGGGACUUCAUCGACGUGCCGGCGGUGGCCGCGGACGAGGUAGUCAAGAGGGAGCUCGUGAUGGUGGAUACUGCGGCUGCCGGCAGCGGCGGCGGGACGCCGACGCCGACGACGGCGCCGCUCACUCCCAACAGCAUGUCGAUGUCGUCCACGUCCAGCGAGGCUUGCGGCGCCGGGGCCGGAGCGGGCGAGGAAUCGGCGGCUGGUAAGUGCAAGAAGGAGGACGGCGAGGAGGAGGGGCUCGAGAGCAAGGACGACGGAUCGGCGGCGGGCAAGGGAGACGGUGGGGAAGGAGAGGAGAAGAACAAGAAAGGGGCGGCCAACAAGGGCAAGGGCAAGGGCGAGAAGCGGCCCCGGCAGCCGCGGUUCGCGUUCAUGACCAAGAGCGAGGUCGACCACCUCGAGGACGGCUACAGGUGGCGCAAGUACGGCCAGAAAGCUGUCAAGAACAGCCCAUUUCCGAGGAGCUACUACCGGUGCACGACGCAGAAGUGCCCGGUGAAGAAGCGGGUGGAGCGGUCGUACCAGGACGCGGCGGUGGUGAUCACCACGUACGAGGGCAAGCACACGCACCCCAUCCCCGCCACGCUGCGCGGGAGCUCGCACCUCCUCGCCGCCGCGCACCACCACCCGAUGGGCGGCCUCCACCACGUGCACCCGCACUUCCGGAUGGCGCCGCCGCCGCCGCCGGCGGCGCUCGGCGGCUUCAGGCCCGGCGGCGGCGCCAACGCCUUCGACGCGCUCGGACUCGGACUCCUGCAGCCGCCGUCGUCGUCGCAGCAGCAGCAGCAGGGCCACCAUCACCACCACGGCGCCGCCGCCAUGCAGCAGCUGGCCGUCAGCGGCGGCGCCGCCGGAGUGCAGCAGGUGAAUGCUGCCGCCGCCAUGGCGAGCCACGCGGCGCUGCCAGACGAUGGUGACCAGCACGGCUUGGCUGCCAUCGCAGGUGCGGCUGGUACUACGACGGCGGCAACUACUGCCGCCAGUGCUCCGCUCCGGAUGCAGCACUUCAUGGCGCAAGACUAUGCUGGGCUCCUGCAGGACAUGUUUCCAUCCUUCGUUCACAGCGACGAUGAUGGCCACCAUCACCACCAUUGAUGUGACGAGUGAUGACUGAGUUUUUCUGCUUUAAACGAUCGAUGGUGACGAUGAUGGUCGAUCGAUCGGGAGCUAGUAGCCAGAGAGAUAGCUGCUAGAGAUUUGGUUGCUCUUAACUUUUUUGGUUCUUCGUGGUAUCGUUGUACGAUGAUGUGAUCUGAGGUAGCUAGUAGUAUAGCAUCAUCAUCAGUAGUAUAGGACGGGCACCUAUCCGGUACUAGCUAGCUAGCUAGGAGUUUGUUGUACAUGUACCUGAUUCCUAAUGAGCCCAUCAAGCUCUGCACUUAAUUUCAUUAAGCUGGGGGCAUGCAUGCAGUACUGUACUGUUGAGCAGUCGCAGUAUUCUGGCACGUUACCCGUCUAUUCUAA